AUGCCACCAUCAUUGUUCAAAACAUGCAUUACCCGAAAUAACAAAGCUUUAUCAUACGAUGAAAAAGGUUGUACUGAAAUCCGUGAAAGUUCUACGGCUCUUCGUAUACAACAAGGAGUAGGCUCCAAGUAUUCACUGUGUUCACACGAGCUCGUUGGAGUUUUAUUGGACAUUGGACAUCUAAAGGCGCUAUUUUGCUAUGUAACUGCCUGCAAACCAGAUGAAAAAAAACAUUCAGCUAUGAUAGCAGGGUUAAAGAAAAAUGGGUUUCUGAAGACAGCAGCAGCUGAAAGAUCUAUGCAAGGUGUGGAUCGUAGUUGUUUCGUAGAUGAUGAGCCAUACGAAAAUCGGUCACAAAUAGUUGAAGUCGGUCGCCAUCCUCCCGUUAAAGUUAUGUUCCCUGCUCCUUAUGUGCACGCACUGAUUCUGGAUGCACUAAGCGCUGGUAUCGGGGAGCGUUCACAUGCUUUAGUUGUCGAGCUAGGCAUCGGAUACAUGACGGCUUGUACAGCGCUCAUGACAGGUAGACAAGGUGUCACUGUAUCCGCUCAACCUAAUAGUGACUUAUUUUCAUGGGUUUCAUCGCAUAUCAAAAGCUGGUUAGACAACAGUAGAGCUUAUACACAUGGCUUAUCAUUGGGGAAUCAAAUUAAAUUAACAACCUAUGAUAAUAAAAUCCCAGAGCUUUUAACUGCGAAAUAUGAUGCUAUCUUUGUUCGUGCAGUGCGUGAAAGUGAUGUGAGCAGGUGGCUACCGCGUCUCAAAACAGGAGGUAUCAUGGUUUGCUUGGUAGGAUAUAAUGGAGGGAAACAGGAAUUGUAUCAAUUGCGCCGGUUGUCCGAAACUUCCGUACAAAAGAAGACUUUGAUGAACUUCCAAGAUUUCAAACCAACAGUUGCUCCAUCAAAAGAAGAAUCUGUUGUACAACCGAUCCCACCCGAGUAA
Messenger RNA from Trichobilharzia szidati, 945 nucleotides. NCBI's taxonomy places the organism in Eukaryota, Metazoa, Platyhelminthes, Trematoda, Strigeidida, Schistosomatidae. The record is from the annotation of a GenBank genome assembly.